AUGAUCAACCGCCCGGGCCUCCCGGGCUUCCAGCGCUUCCCGCUGAACAACAACGCGGUUGUGCCCCCCGCCGUGUCCACGGCCUGCGACUGGCGCCUCAACAGCGACGACGAGCUGCGCCGCCUGCGCUCCAACUACGUGGUCGUGAUCGAGCGCAUGCUGCGCAACCACCAGCCGCACGACGUGCUCAACCACGUACCGGAGAACACCGACUGGCGCUCCAAGACGUUCAAGCUCGCCCUCAAGAUCGAGCGCCUCAUGUUCAAGGCCGCCAAGUCGCGCGCCGACUACCUGGACGAACACACCCUGCACCACCGCGUCAAGAUCCUGUGCCGCUACCUGGUUCGCAUCCGCAUGCGCAAGAACGCCAUGGUGGAGGGCGUCCCCAAGCGGUGCUAG
Molecule: messenger RNA, 399 nt
Organism: Phytophthora sojae
Lineage: Eukaryota; Oomycota; Peronosporomycetes; Peronosporales; Peronosporaceae
Exons: 1
Coding region: 1-399 (132 amino acids)
Source: RefSeq, a predicted model, not a curated record